Molecule: messenger RNA, 3670 nt
Organism: Hippoglossus stenolepis (Pacific halibut)
Lineage: Eukaryota; Metazoa; Chordata; Actinopteri; Pleuronectiformes; Pleuronectidae
Gene: pax5
Product: paired box 5
Exons: 11
Coding region: 339-1607 (422 amino acids)
Biological process (GO): anatomical structure development; regulation of transcription by RNA polymerase II
Molecular function (GO): RNA polymerase II cis-regulatory region sequence-specific DNA binding; DNA-binding transcription factor activity, RNA polymerase II-specific
Source: RefSeq, a predicted model, not a curated record
GUGCAGGAAAAGGACAUGAGCGCACAUCGAGAGCGCGGCUCUUUUACUCGGCGUGAUCAUUUCACGCUUCCCCCCGAAGCCCUUUUUCCACCUAAAGCGUUUAGUUGCAGCUGACUGAGCACUUGCAGGGAGUGCAAUAGGGAGCGGAAGGGUCGAAUUAUUUCAGCCUACAAGUCGCCCCAAAACUACUGUAGGACGAAAGAACAAAAGAGAGAGAGAGGGAGAGAGAGAGAGAGAGAGGGAGAGAGGGGGGGAGGAAGAGAGGGAGACAGUGCGAAAAGUUUUUGUUCUUUUCCUUUUUUCUUUUCCAUCGCCUCCCCCUGUUCCAACGGGAUAACAUGGACCAGGGGCCCAGGAGUCCUGCACUGCGUCUGGGGAGAGCAGGGCAUGGUGGCGUGAACCAGCUCGGAGGUGUGUUCGUAAACGGGAGGCCCCUCCCAGACGUCGUGCGACAGCGAAUAGUGGAGCUAGCCCACCAAGGGGUUCGGCCCUGCGACAUCUCACGCCAGCUACGAGUCAGCCACGGAUGUGUCAGCAAGAUACUGGGCAGGUACUAUGAGACGGGCAGUAUCCGCCCCGGGGUGAUCGGGGGAUCCAAACCAAAGGUUGCUACACCCAAAGUGGUCGACAAGAUCGCCGAUUACAAACGCCAAAACCCCACCAUGUUUGCCUGGGAGAUCCGGGACAGGCUCCUGGCCGAGAGAGUGUGCGACAACGACAGUGUCCCCAGCGUCAGCUCCAUCAACAGGAUCAUUCGGACUAAGGUUCAGCAGCCCGGCCAAACGGGCUCAGUGUCGGCUCACAGUUUAGUGUCAUCCGUGGGGGCCACACAGGUCUCAGGAGUGACCAGCGACUCGGCCGGCUCCUCGUACUCCAUCAGUGGAAUUCUGGGUAUCAGUUCGGCCGCUGAUGUGGGCAAGAGGAAGAGGGACGAAGGUCUGCAGGAGUCACCGCUGGCCAACGGGCAUGGCCACAGUGGGCGGGACUUCCUCAGGAAGCAGAUGAGAGGGGAGCUGUUCUCACCGCAGCAGAUCGAGGUACUGGACCGGCUCUGUGGCAGACAGCCACCCUGUCCAAUCCAAUCCAGCUCUGACCUCUAUUUGAGCCCUGACUUUGGCAAGACGUCAGAUUAUUCGUCCAUGGCCUCACUAGCGGGCGGACUGGACGAGAUGAAGAACAGUUUGGCCAAUCCUGGUGCAGAGUUAGGAGCCAGUGUCUCCGGUCCACAGUCCUAUUCUCUUGUUCCAGGUCGAGACAUAGGCAGCACCACUCUGCCAGGCUACCCUCCUCACGUUCCUCCCACUGGACAGGGCAGCUACUCCACCCCUUCCCUCACUGGGAUGGUACCUGGUGGAGAUUUUUCUGGAAGUCCAUAUUCCCACCCUCAGUAUUCCACAUACAAUGAAUCAUGGAGAUUUCCUAACCCCAGUUUAUUAGUGUUUCAGCAGGAUUAUGGGUCUCUCCUGGGGACGGAAAUCGGCUGCUCCUCCAGUCUCUUCACCAGCCAGGCAGGACAGAUGCAAGGAUCACCGUACUACUACAGUACGACAUCACGGGGGACAGGCCCUGCAGCCACGGCAACAGCCUCCGCCUACGACCGCCACUGACCCGUCCUAUUGAGAGGAGGAUGAGGAGAGGGAGGGAGGGAGGGAUGAAUAGCACCAUCACUGCUCAGUACAAGCCUGCCUACACACACAAUUUUUGACGUCAGUGAAAUUUGAAUCUUCUUUGACUGACAGUUGCACCAACAAAAGCAUUGUUGGGCUGCAACACAGACAUACGGUACAUUACUGUGAUCAUCACAGGCAUAGCAGUAAUCUGACUGAUAUUUGACUGAUCAUAAAUUUGGACUCUCCCAUAACAUAUGAAGACUUUGUAUCAUUAAUCCUAAUUUAAACCUAUCUAGAAAUUGAAUAGUUCAAUGCACUAUGAGUGCAGUGGUAACUGAAACUGUAAAAAUCUGUAUUGUGAUCUUCUGGGUAAAAUGUUAUGUUUUCAGUUUUGGUAUUUUUUAGAUUUUGAAUUAUUUGGGCUUUUUAGAGCAAGAUCACUUUUUCAAACAGUCUUUUAAUGACCCGACAUUAAUCAAAUACAUUUUCUAUGCCACGCUACGGUGAAGUAAAGACAAUCCAACUCUCAUAACUUUGAAUGACCAAAAUCACCCGCAUCAGUAUCACUCUGCCGUAGAUUCAAAACAUUUCCCUCGGGAUCACAAUGCUUAAUAAUCAGGAUACGAUGAGUUUCACAAAUGUUUGCUAAGUCCCACCCCCUUUUGCUACUGUUGUAAUUCAUGAAUAACACUGAGGCUAACUUUUCAUGUGACAAUGGAGGCACCAGCUGGUCAAAUUGAGUUAAGCGCAUGCGGCCAAUCAAAUGCGAAAGAAGCGGCAGAGGCAGCUGGCUAACCUGCGCAUGUUCUUCUGGUUGUGGAUUUUAUUUCCUGUGCACUUCUCUUUAGCAUCACACUGACAGCUAACAUGGUACAUUAACACGAUCGCCGGCUACGUUGUGUUCCCAAGAAUAAAACUGUGAAUGUUUGUCGUUAUGAUGACCGCUCUAGCACCAAGCGUUGUGCACACACACCAUCAAGCAUUAACCACACAUGCUAACAUUUGCAGAUUACAUACGAGUAAAUAAACACAUCCAAUCUAAUACGAGGGCUUUGGAGAGACUAGAAGACUGCUCUAACCGCAGCCCCCAUGCACGUUGCUUCAGCGUGUGGAGAAAUCUAGAGUUCGACAGGUCUGCUGUGCGUAGUUACGGUUGCUAAGCUAUGACGGUUGCUAAGUUGGAGGUUGGGUUUAGCAAACAGUCCAUUUCAGUCGUUGUACACAGAUCCAGAUGCGUUUGCAGUUUCAUAACACGGAAAACUAUCCUCACACCCACACUUGCAUUCAAAGUGGUUUUAAAACCACUGACCAAUGGACAGGCCUUUUACUCAAGCACAGCAUCAAAUCUGAGCCCUCGACUGUAAAAAGGUAAACAUGUUCACAUCAGACCAAAAUCAAAUCAACCAGGGAGUCCUACUGUACAGGAAGGUGCUAUCCGACCUCCCCAGCCAAGAUUGAGUCCUGAUCAAGAGCUAUUUAUAAUGGAGGAGACACAGAGUAAUAUAUUAAGAAGCUUUUCCGCGCUGCACUCCAUGAGAGUGAAUGCCUGUAAUGAUUUAUAAUAUGUGUCACGCUGUUGUGCUAGAAUAGUGAUGAUGAUGAUGAUGAUGAUGAUGACGACGAUGCAGUGAAAUAUGAAAUCUUAAGAACUUUCAAUAUGAAAAGAAGUCUUUGUUUAUAAAUGUGAUCUGACUGCGAUUUUUCUUGUUUAUAGUUUGUUGCCUGAUAUCAGUUGACGCCGGUGACACUUAAUAAGACGCCAUUUUUAACUGCUUCCUGAAUAUUCAAAAGAAAAGCCAGGAAACAGUGUCACCCUCUCUUUCUCUCUUUCUCUCGCUCUAUUUCUCUCUUUAAACUCCCCAAAGAUGGGCCCCCCCUAGUGGAUCGGCUGACUAACUACAAAAGCACAAAGACUCAAUCAUCUUUUAAUGGCGCCAUUUUAUGACUUCCUUUUAGAACCAUGAAGUAUUUCCUCUCCUCCCCUUCUUGAGUGCUUGUCCUUGUGCUGUUUGACAUCCUGAAAUUGUUUCUAUAAAAACGUUGCUUUCGUGAAAAAACAA